AUGAAUUCUCUACCUUUUAUUCGUUUAUUUAAAUGUAGUAUGUUCACCGCCACUUUUGGCGCUCGAAAUGUUGUACGUAUCAAUCCUCAAAUUUCUAUAUCUCCGAAGUAUACCUCUAAAUCUGCCGGAAUGAAUACCAAAGAUAAAAAAACUUUUAAAAGGGGUCGUAAGUCCCCCAGAAAUACCGUCAAACCUGUCGAAAAGAAUCCACAAGCACCAAAAACCCCUGGAAAUGAAGAAGUCGUGGACGAAAGUGGUUCCUUAUAUUCUAAAAUGU
Messenger RNA from Dentiscutata heterogama, 277 nucleotides. NCBI's taxonomy places the organism in Eukaryota, Fungi, Glomeromycota, Glomeromycetes, Diversisporales, Gigasporaceae. The record is from the annotation of a GenBank genome assembly.